Messenger RNA from Hypoxylon fragiforme, 658 nucleotides. RefSeq lists its product as uncharacterized. The coding region runs from base 37 to 384 and encodes 115 amino acids. The transcript has a single exon. The record is from RefSeq and is a predicted model, not a curated record. NCBI's taxonomy places the organism in Eukaryota, Fungi, Ascomycota, Sordariomycetes, Xylariales, Hypoxylaceae.
CCACACUCGCGACUAAACCUACGUAAAGUGUUCACGAUGUUUCUCAACACCACAGACACAGCAGCAAAUCGCAAUACAGUACGCUGUACCCACACGAAUCCCCAUAUUCCCAGGUUACAUACCGAGGCAAGAUCCAGCGUCGAAUCCACCUACGUACAUACAUACAUACAUACAUACAUACAUACAUACAUACAUACAUACAUACAUACAUACAUACAUACAUACAUACAUACAUACAUACCCAUGCUUACACGAUCCCCCCUCGUGUCGACGUCGGUUCGCAAACGUCACAACAACUUCGCCCCUGUCCAGUUCAGUAAUCACAAAAGCCAAAAAAAAACCCCUCCUCCACCCCCACCGAAACAGAAGAGAGAUCGAUAUUAGGUAUGUAAGUAUGCUAACGUACGACUCGACACCGCUUAUCCAAUUACCAAUUAUCCAUGCAUAUCAAUAACUACCUGCCAAUAACUAGUCCUUAAAUUUUGCUAUGUACAGUAUGUAUGUACCAGGCUUGUCUGUCAGACGGGAGAUGCUGACACAUACCCGUUCUAAUAAUACGAAGGAACAUCUGGACGUCAAGGUACAAUACGUAUGUACCGACAUGUGUGUAGUUACAUAGGUAGUUGUUACCUGGGUAGCACGUUCAGACUCAGCAUGC